Messenger RNA from Meloidogyne enterolobii, 386 nucleotides. NCBI's taxonomy places the organism in Eukaryota, Metazoa, Nematoda, Chromadorea, Rhabditida, Meloidogynidae. The record is from the annotation of a GenBank genome assembly.
UUUUUAUGAAAACUAAUUUUUAGUGGAACAAGGAUGUGGAAAAUGUAAAGAGAAUGAUUGUAGAAAUUGUAAACAGAAAUUUUGUAAUACUAAAGAGAUUGGGGUUAAGCAUUGUUGGACUACUAAUAAUUCGACCUGUUCUACAGGAUAUUUUGAAAAUUGUUUUACAGAGAGAACUGACACAAAUGAAUGGUUGUGGGAAUUGUACUUCUGCAACAUGCAAAACAUGUACUGGGCAUCGUUGUAAUGAUGGAAAAAAUUUCCCCUACUAUUGCUUAAAGUCUGAUGGUACCAGCUUGUUGGAAUGUCCAUCUCCUAACUGUUAUAUUGAUAAAAGUAACGGCCUGGGCAUAGUUUCAAUAGCAAUAAUUGAUUUUAGAGUUUAA